AUGUCGAAUUUCCGGAUGUUGGCUGGGAGCUGCAAUCAAGGAAGCGGGGGUGGAGGAAGCCACCGAGGUGGUCGCAGCGGAGCUGGAGGAAGCCGUGGUGGAGGAAGCGGAGGUGCGGAACGAAGAGUUGGAAAAGCUGGAGGCUCUUCCAAAGGAGGUUCUUCUGGGGUCGGUGGAUUCAGAGGCUCUUCCAGAGGAAGGUUCGGUGGUCCAUCUUCAGGCGGCGCUCACGGAAGUGGAGGUGGUGGCGGCGGCGCUGGACAAGACUGGUUUUGUCGAAACUGUGGAUCAUACAAUUUUGGUAGCCGCCCAUCCUGCAUCCGCUGUGCUCGCGUGAAAAAUUAUCUUUCCCCGGAUAAAAAAGUUGAAGCUAUGGAUGUAGACAAAACAACCCCUCUGCAGGGGCCCAGAUGUCUUCUUUGUCUAUGUAUGCCCGGCUGCACCUACGGAAGCCACCCCUGA
Molecule: messenger RNA, 462 nt
Organism: Daphnia pulex (common water flea)
Lineage: Eukaryota; Metazoa; Arthropoda; Branchiopoda; Diplostraca; Daphniidae
Product: keratin, type I cytoskeletal 9-like
Exons: 1
Coding region: 1-462 (153 amino acids)
Source: RefSeq, a predicted model, not a curated record